This is a messenger RNA of Scatophagus argus, 5497 nucleotides long. It is a transcript of the gene evla, whose product is annotated as Enah/Vasp-like a. The coding region runs from base 1977 to 4061 and encodes 694 amino acids. Gene Ontology annotation, molecular function: actin binding; SH3 domain binding; profilin binding. The record is from RefSeq and is a predicted model, not a curated record. Gene Ontology annotation, cellular component: cytoskeleton. Lineage: Eukaryota; Metazoa; Chordata; Actinopteri; Scatophagidae. The transcript is spliced from 14 exons. Gene Ontology annotation, biological process: actin polymerization or depolymerization; positive regulation of actin filament polymerization; protein homotetramerization.
AAGAAGCAAAUUUUAGCAUUGAUAGCAUGUUGGACAAGGAUUGUUAGCAUUUGGUUGUAGACUCUUAGCCUUUCUUAAACCUUUAACAGGCCUUAAAUGGGCUAAAUAAUCUGCAGGUGCAUUCGACAGAAAAUGUAAUACAAGGGGAAAUGAAACUAACACAUGCCAAACAUGUCAAGCUGCAUCAACAAAGACAAACAGUCAGAUGAAGAUAAUAAUACAAUGUUCCUGCACUAAGAGAGGACUCUGAUUUUGUAGCAAUGGGUGGAUUUAGUUUCUCCACACUUAAUGCUGUUGGUUAAGAAAUGUUGAAGUUGUUUUGUCUGUUUCCUCUAGGUGUCAGCAGUUAUUGAUCAGUAAAGUGUGUUGCACUGCACAAAUGUAUCAGUCAUGUGACCACAAAAGCAGUUGUCCUAAUCAAAAUUAUAUUAAUUAAUUAUCAAACAAUCCUGAAACUAAUGGUUUAACUGGUUUUACCUCUUUGUGCUCCUAAAAAUAAUCCAGACAAAACUGGGAAACAUUGAUCCUUCUGUGCUGUAGGUGGUUAUAACCUAACAGACAUACAGAAGCGUUUGGUCACAAAGCUAUUUUUUUUCCCCCUGUAAAGUAAUUACCCCCGUCCCUACAAACCGUUAUGCCCCUCUUACUAUAAUCUGGUCAUUUUGGAUCACAUCCCAUACAUCAUACAAGUGUUGUGUUGUUGGUGUUUUGAUGCUGAAUGUGCAUCUUGUGUCUUUGUGGCUUGAUGGAGGUUGAACAAGCCGUAUCAUAUGACCCACCACAUACUGUGAAAAGCAUUUACAGCUAAGAGAGGCAUUUCUUCAUUCUCUCUCUCUCUCUUGCUUUACUCCGCAGGCUUUUGAACCUAUAGCAUCCUACGGUUCAACCACAUUUUAUUGAUUUUGUGUAUGUUCUGUAGUGUUGAGUUACAGUUCGGCUUUGGACAUACAUUGUCAAAUACAACUUCACCAGCGGCCUAUUUCUUACAAGCCCUGUUUUGCAAAAGUUUAUUUCAUAUUUCACCAACCUUCCAGGAUCCAUUUUAGCGUCUGCUGCACAUUUCUUGCUAUUUACUAAAUCCACAAAGCCUUCUUAUCUUUUAGUCGACUAGAUGGCUCUUUGUUUGUUUCCCACACCUCGGCUUGCUGUGGCAAAGAAGCUUAAUGGUGUAAGUUUACUGCCGCCAGAUGGACCACCAGUUGAGGACUCGUUCUGAUAAAACCACAAGAAAAACCACUAAUGUUACACUAGUGAAUGAAAUCUUUUGUUGCUUGAAUAUAAACCUAAUCAUUACAUCUGUUCCUGCAGUGAGCUUUAAUGUUGUAUCAUUUUAUGGAAGCUGAGCUGAAUGAAUGAACUGGUGUCUUGCUGUUUGUUUCUCCACUCCAUAGUUCAUUGAUGAUUAGGGUUUAUGGCUUACAUGUUUGUUUGUUUUUUUAAUUUAGUUACUGUGGAAUCUAUUUAAAGCUCCAGUAUGGUUUUUCUGAACUCCACACGCUAUAGAAAGGCGGGUUUUAAAAGCCCUCCUGUUUCCUCUAUAGCCUAACAUGUAAUUUCCAUCCAGUGGAAAUGGUUCCUUGGAGGUCGAAAGACGGCACUCCAAUGGCUUGAGCAGAGAGAGGUGACUGGUCUGUAUGGGUCACAUGAUCUCUCUCUUUCUCUAUUGCUCUCCCUCUCUCUUGCAUUCCCUUACUCUGUUGCAACACUCUUCAUCUCUCUCUCUCUCUCUCUCUCUCUCUCUCUCUCAAUUCUUCCCUCCCACUUUCUCUCUCAGUCUUAUGUCUGCACUGUUGGCAUAGUGCUUUUUUUCUUUAACGUUUUCUGAGGAUGUAAAGAGGGGUAAAGGUUGACUUUGCUUCAGCAUGUGUACCGGUCUCUCCUCUCGGGCUGACACUUCCCCCUCUCCUCCAUAAUCUCCCCCCAUUUAUACCUUCUUUCAUCCUUUGCUUGAGGACCCGACUGUCUUCUUCAGCGACAUGUAUUCCCUGGACGAUUUCGGUGAACAGAGUAUCUGCCAGGCGCGGGCCUCGGUGAUGGUCUAUGACGAUGCCAGUAAGAAGUGGGUGCCCAUCAAGCCUGGACAGCAGGGCUUCAGCCGCAUCAACAUCUACCAUAACACUGCCAACAACACCUUCAGAGUGGUGGGUGUCAAACUGCAGGACCAGCAGGUGGUGAUCAACUACUCCAUAGUGAAGGGCCUGAAAUACAAUCAGGCCACCCCAACCUUCCAUCAAUGGCGUGAUGCCCGCCAGGUCUACGGGUUGAACUUUGCCAGUAAGGAGGAGGCCACCACCUUCUCCAACGCCAUGCUGUUCGCCCUCAAUGUGCUCAGCUCACCUGACAGUGGAGGUCCAGUCGUCCAGCGCCAAAACGGGCCCUCCUCAGAGGAAAGCGAGGCACAGAGGCGGAUGAUGGAGCAACAUCAGAUGCAGGCGCACAAGGAGAGGGAGCGACGAACGUCAGGAUCAGUCGUUUCCACUCUGCAAUAUAAAGUCUCCACCCCUCCCACCCACCCAGACACUCCUCCUGAGUACAGACAGUACAGGGCUAGCACACUGCCACCCUCCUACGUCCGUGUGGCCUCCUCCUCCCCUCCCUCCACUGCCUCCUCCUCUCCCUGUCAAGAGAAAGAGGUGGGGGUUGCUAGGGACAAGGCCCAGCUCUCCUCCCAGCUCUCCACCUCACUCGCCUCAGCCUUUUCCCCAGUCCAGGCGGGAGUGACCACCCAGGGCCGACAGGUCCGUCAGAUCCCCCUGUCUCCUCCCACAGCUGCCCGUCACCUGCACCAUCAACAACAACUCCAGCAACAAGACAUCAUGCUCCCCCCUAAACAUGGCACCUGGUCCGCCUCCCAUUUGCAGCAAAUGUAUGCCCAGCCACCCCCUUCCUCCUCCCCUCCGGUUAUGAUGGCCAUGCCUGUGAAGCAGGGUUUACCCCCACAGCCUGUCCUCCCGAUGGCUCACCCUCUCCCGCCCCUGAACACUAGGAUGAAGCCCCCACCUCUUGACCCAAGUGCUGUGACGGGCCCUUACCAGUACCCCCAGCACCAGGCCCACCCUCACUCCAACGGCCAGCCAGAUGACUCCUACUCUCCUCAUUCUCAGCAUCUGCCACUCACUCCACAGUACUGCGAGGCCAUCCCCCUUCCUCCUCUGACAGCCCCAGGCUCCGCCCCCAGCCACCAGCCCCAAUACGCAUCCACCUUCCACCCUCAGCAGCAACAGCAUCCGCAACAACAACAACAACAACAGCAUCCGCAACAACAGCAGGUGUACUACCAGCAGGCCCAGCCCCCCAACACCACUUUCUCCUCCUCCUCACCCCCCUCUUACACUGCCAUGUCUGACGGGGGCUCGCCCAAGAAGACCCCCUCCCCAGUCCCCCAGCAAGCCCCCAUGGCCAGCAGCAGCCCACCUGUCUCUGCAGGUCACCCAGCUAUGCUUUCUGUGGCACCUCCAGCUGCAGUUCCAGCACCCUUGGCUGGUCCUCCAGCCCCACCACCACCACCCGGUCCACCACCCCCAAUGGCAGUGCCCCCACCCAUGCCACCUCCACUGCCAACUGGUGGAGGUCCUCCUGGGGGCCUCCCUGGGGUCCAGCACCAACCUUCAGGACUGGCAGCAGCACUGGCUGGAGCCAAACUCCGUAAAGUACAUAGGGAUGAGAGCAGUCCGCCUGGAUCUGGUGGCAAAAGUGACUCCAACCGGUCUAGUGGUGGCAGUGGUGGUGGUGGGGAGGGACUGAUGCAGGAGAUGAAUGCCUUACUAGCUCGCAGACGGAAAGCUUCAGAGAAACCUGAUGAAGAUGACUCUAGUGGUCGAGGGCCAGGUCAGCAGAACUCAACAGAUGCUGUGAAGAAGCCAUGGGAACGCUCCAACUCUGCAGACAAGUCCUCACUGGUGUCCAGAGUGAGACCCAUCGGCAGCACUAGUGAAACAGACACAGAAUUUGACAGGAUGAAACAGGAAAUUUUGGAUGAAGUUGUACGUGAGUUGCAUAAGGUGAAAGACGAAAUCAUUAAUGCCAUCAGACAAGAAAUCGGCAGAAUCAGUACAUCCUAAUCUCAUCUGAGCAACAGCAGGAGGAGAGUGAGUGGAGGAGCUGGAGGAGAAUGGACAUGCAGAUGCACAGACACGAGGACCAGGGAAUGUUCUCUCAAUGUUUCUGUGACCUGUCGAUGCGACGAUGCGAGUUGCAGAGACGUUGUGCCAACAUUUGAGUCUGCUGGACAGCAAAAAUAGAAAGAAACAAAAACAGAGAAGAAGAGAGAAAAGGGGUUUAUGAGACAGAGGAGCAGAAGAAACAGAAUGGUGGAUAAAGAAGAUUUAAAAUGACUGAGGAUGGAAAAUAUACUCAAGGAUGGACUGACAUUCGUGCUGAGUUUGGUGUUGUGGUCCUCUCUGUGCACCUAUAGACUCAGUCAGCCCAGUGUUGCAACUCUUUGUUCUCUGUUCAGUCCAAGUCUUAAGAAGAAAAUAUUUUUGUUUUCUAAGUUUUUACUGUUUUAUUAUUUAAAAACUGUGGUGAUAAUGAUGAUGAUGCCGUUGAUGACAAUGAGUAUUUUAUUGAUAUUAUAGAAGGAAAAAGGAAUCUUGCACACCAUGUAUGUCAGCCUUUUAUAUUUUCUAUUAUUAUGUUUUGUUUAGUUUAGCCCUAACUAUUUGAUGAUAACAAGCACAAUUUGGCUAUUAUGGUGCUGCAGACUCACCUGUCCUCAACUGGCAUAGUUAAAAAAAAAAAAAAAAAAAAAAAAAUCAGGCUUUUAUGACCUUGUUCAUACUGGCAUUGAGUGUCUAACUUUUUCUCUCCAUGGAUGUUGAAAAACAUGUUUGAGCCACAAUUAGCCUCUUAAACAACCUCUUUGGCAUCCAAGGCAUAAGACUUUGAGGGAGCAAAGAUUUUUUUGGCAGUUAAAUAAAUAACACAAUAAUAGUCUGCCCCACAACUCCAGUGUGACCGAGGUAGACAUUUCUCUCUACCUGUUCUUGUGUGUGAGAUCAUUGAAACUUGGGGAUCAUUCACAAAACAGGCCGGUAACUGUAAAUGUGCCACCUGGCUUUACCUAGAUAUAAAACAAUGUAGUACUAUUUAUUAGUCACCCUAUGCUUUGUGAACCUCCCAAGUAUGCAUGAACACACCCCCACCCCGUCUCAAUGAAUUAGUUGGGGGUUUUUUUUAUUUGGUUUGGGAAAAAUGGUGGUACAUUUAUUUAGUGGUUUGUUUCCAUGAAGAUUCCCCUUUUUGUAUGACAAGUUGAACUUGAUAAUGGUAGCGAUGUUAAAAUAACCAAGGGGGUUGCUCUGGCAAUAUGCAAAUCUUACCUAGAUAAGAAUGUGCAGAAAGCAAAUGGUAGGCCUUUGUGAUGGUAGCUAAACGUGUCUUUGCAGGAAGGAUUUGGUUGAAUAUCAGUUGUUGCAUUCUAUCCACUCUGUCCGCUCUCAACUACAUUCUGAUUUAAAAGCUGGAAGUAAAUUCAUUCAAACUAAAACCAACCAUA